Daldinia vernicosa is the source of this 4328-nucleotide messenger RNA. RefSeq names its product ankyrin. Gene Ontology annotation, molecular function: protein binding. Bases 213 to 4328 code for a protein of 1371 amino acids. Lineage: Eukaryota; Fungi; Ascomycota; Sordariomycetes; Xylariales; Hypoxylaceae. The transcript is spliced from 2 exons. The record is from RefSeq and is a predicted model, not a curated record.
GUUAUAUCGCCUGGUUCUUGUCAUAGAACUAGAUAUAACCCUAUAUUACUAUCUUCCAAUGUGGUAUGUUUGAAUUUCAGUAGCUGUAUGGCGUUCAUCUAUUAUGCGAAUUUGAUUAUCUACUUCGCCAGACUACGCCAAGCGUUAUUGCAUUGUAAAUAGUUCAAGACCUUAUAGCGACAAUCUGCGGCAACAAGCCGGAGCAUCUGACCAUGGAGGUCGUGGGUUCAGUCGCGUCCAUCGCGCAGUUAAUAGAGAUCACAGCCAAAGUCUUCCACUAUUGCGUCACAGUAAUUGGCGCCUCAAAAAUGAUCGACGAGCUUGGACGCACGUCAAGUAUGAUGUUGCAGCUGCUUUAUGAGGUGAAGCGGCAGGUCGACGGGGACGCUUCCGCAGCUCGUAGCCGCCCUUUAGGACCCGAUGACCUUAUUCGAGAGCUACAAGAAUGUAUGAUCGACCUAUCACGUCAGUUUGAAAAAACGAGCUCCAAAGGUUUCAUGCAAAAAAUACGAUUCGCUCAUAUGGAGAAGGAUAUACAGAAGACUGUCGAGAAGGCAUCCCGUAUGAAUGGCUUUCUUAACUCCUGGCUUACACUGGACAUCAAGCAGACAACUAAGGCCAUUGACGAUGGUGUCAAAGCACUUAAUAACCACGCGGAAGAAGAGAUGAUGAAUGGUAAAAUUGAUCGCAUCGUAGAGCACUAUGCCCCUAUUAGUUUCUCCGAGAAACAUGGCAACGUCGUUCAACAGAGGCAGGACGGGACCGGACAAUGGUUCCUCGAGUCGGUGGAGUUCCAAGACUGGAUGCAAUCUUUCGGGGGGACCAUGUGGUGUUCAGGGGCACCGGGAGCCGGAAAGACAGUCAUGGCCUCAAUAGCUAUCGAAUAUCUCAGAGAAAAAGUGCGCGAGAGAGGAGAUGACCGUCUUGCAUUUCUCUACUGCGACUAUCGCCAACGCCAAGAUCAGAAAGCGUCGAUGAUGCUUGGUAACCUUUGGGCACAGCUUUUCCGACAGCGAGGCCCUUCCGCUACAGAGGUCGAGCAACUAUUUGGAGAAAUAUUAUCCCGCUUCGACUUUAAGCCAACUAGGACUCAGAUAACCAACAUGGUCAGAGACGAAUUGACAAAUGGUACGCCAGGGAAGACAUACAUAGUUGUUGACGCCCUUGACGAAUGCGCAGAUGAGAAUGAAAGAAAUGCCUUCAUUGAUAGCCUGCGCAGUCUACAGCCUUUGGUUAACAUAUUAGUUACAUCCCGGACUACACACUUUGACAAUGCAGGAUUUACUGAUGUACAGGCUUUUCGCUUUAUACCUACCAACGAAGACAUGAGUACUUAUAUAAACGCACGGAUACGAGAAUCGAAGAAAAUGUCCGGUUAUAUACAACGGAAACCGGAGCUGGAGGAGAAUAUUCGACGCCUAGUUAUCGAGAGGGCAAAUGGAAUGUUCCUCCUAUGCAGAAUGCACUUGGACUCAUUGAGUAGAGCGAUCACUCUCAAAGACCUGAAAAGGGAGCUGAGUCGUAUCCCAGAAGGUGAAAACGUAAUCAAAGAUACCUACGACCAAGCCAUGGAACGAAUUCGAGACCAGGGCCUGAACAUAGAGAAAUUUGCUCUGCAAGUUAUUAGAUGGGUUUGUUUCGCAAGACGUCCGCUUAGACUUGCAGAGAUUCUAUGCGCCUUAUCUAUCAGCCCGGAAGAUACCGAACUCGAUGAAGAUGCAAUUGGAGAAGAGAGCGAUAUCACCAACUACUGUGCUGGGCUUGUAGUUGUGGAGGGCGAGAGUAAGACCGUGAGAUUCGUUCAUUACACCACGCAGGAGUACUUCAACUCGCUAAAGGAUGCACGAAAUUUCGCCCAUAGCCACGGAGAAAUAGCUUUAACCUGUAUCUCUUUCCUUGGGCUCGACGACAUAACCCUGUCAGCUAACGGCCCGUUGGCCCAGAUCUGGUCCCCGCAGGACGAGGCACCAUUCUUCGCAUACGCGGCUAUACAUUUUGGAUAUCACUACGUCCAGGAGUCAAAUCUCCCGGAUCCGGAAAAGUCUGAUUACCUAGAAGAUACCACGGAGUUGUUACUGAGCUUUCUUAAACGUCCAGAACAUGUUCAACGCGCAACUACGUCGAUACUUAAGAAUAUAGGCGGUAGGAUCUCUGUCAUUUUUAACGACCCUAAUCUUGGGGAUGAGAUGCCUGUUAGGGGUACGACGAUGGAUUUAGCCGCAUUCUUCAACGUGAUUAAGAAAGAAUCCGACAAUCGCCCGUUUGGUGUAACGAUAGAAUGGCUGUUAAAGAAUACGUCCGGAGCAGCGGAUUAUGAGAGAACGCGUUUCGGUAACUCUCUCCAUUGGGCAUGCCUUAACAAUUCAGUUGAAUCGAUCAAGGUGCUUUUGGAAAGCCCGGACAUCGAAUUAGAUGCGAACGCAUCUGCUGGACACGGCGUGGGUUGGCCAACAGCAAUGGUUUCUGUCGCUUAUGCAUCUCUCGGCACUCUUCAGGCCCUUUUAGAUCAUGGGAUCGAUAUCUAUAAGAAGUCCGCACAAGAAUGGUGCACGACGCUACUAGAGGAAGCCAUAUGGUGGGCCCAUGCUGUGAAGGGGUCUGAUAAAACGAUACUGAUAGAGGCAAUAAUGCAGAAGGAUCCGCUUGGCCAACUGCUACUCUCACGAGAUGUUUACUUCAGCACGGCACUCAUAGAAGCAGUGCGUACGGCGGACUUCACCGUGUUUGAGUGUAUCAUGAAGCAUCAUAGCAGGAUCCAAGUAAUCGGUAGAAGGAAUGAAGCAAUCCUCACUAGCGAUUUCCAUAGGAGAACAGCGCUGCAUUGGGCUGUAGCUGAUUCUUCUCUGGCAUUUAAAAGUUCUGAUGGAGGUGCGAACUCAGGUAUCCUUCGAAUACUCGAGACGCUUUUGGACAGUCCAUAUGCCGGCCUCCUCCUUAAAUGGCGUGAUCGAAAAGGCGACACGCCGUUCGAGGCAGCUAUUCGCCGGAAUAAUAUCCAAGCUGUCGAUGCUAUCCUCAAGAAGCACAAUGAGCACGAAUUCCCCGAUUUUUAUCCAUCCCAGCUAGUAUCAGGACUGAACCUUGCUGCUCGGGUUUCUAAUUCCCCUAUAAUCGACCUUCUGCUAAGCAGAAUGGACGAUAACCUUCUACAAAACCCUGGCGUUGAUAGCGUAUUGCACUAUGCUGCUGGUGGGAGCAGACCUGAAAAUACAGAAUUCCUGUUGCAAAAGCUCAAACAUCUGUAUCUCUACGGCUCUCCGGGAUCUGGGGGUAAUCGGCCUGUUCACUACGCAGCAGCAAGCGGCAAUAUCGACGCAGUGAUAGCUCUGUCGAGACAGAAAGGAUUCAAUAUUGAUUGUCAAAAUGACCAAGGGCAGACUGCAUUACACCUAGCCGUGCAUGGAAACUUAAUUGACGUAUGUUCAAGUCUCCUGAAGGCCAACGCGAGUAUCAACGUCAAAGACCUCAACGGCUUCACCCCGCUCGACAUUGCUAUCAAGAAACGCUUCGCAGAAGCCGUACGUAUCAUGGCCCAACGCCCAAUAACGGAGAUUAGCGGCCUCGAGGACAAAGACAUCGCCUGGAUACGGCAACAACCUUGGGGGAAUGCUCUGAUUCACGAGCCUACUGGCUCCUCGGACUUGGCGGCAGACCCCGAGAAAUGGCCGAGAGAAGAGGAAGACAUUAUAACGGCAGCGUUAUGUCUACAAAGGAAGCUUAGGCGACAAAUAGGGACAUCCAAAUACACCCACGUAUCAGCUUACCUCAUAUCCCGCAUCCUUGAUCUAGCAGAGUAUUGGGUCAAGUCUACUAGCAUCCGAGUUAGUAUCGAAAGGGGCGGCGAGGUAAGGAGAUGGGGCGACCCCUUAACACCCUACAUCACCAGCAAAGCCAUCAACAGCCUGUCGUCCCGACCCGUCCGGCGCAUCGUAUUCGAGAUCACAAGCCACGAUCAAGGCUACUGUUCCGACCCAAGUAGAGGCGAGAGCUGGACCUGGUUCACGGCCGACGUCCACCGGCGCGGGAAUACCUUUUCGCAGGACCUAGCCAGCCCACAGGAUCAAGGCACCACGAAUAGGGAGAUCUACCUCGCGCACAACCGCGGCGCAAAUAUACAGUGGCAUACCCAUACGCUAUCCUGGAAUCUCGGAGAUCUCACGGGGGCGGAUGCCGAGCGCGGCUCUUGGAUCAAGGCUUUAGCAUCGGGGGAUCGGAUUCUCGUCUUACCGCACGCUCGGUAUCCGGGCUGGGAGAAUUGGGUGCGCCGUGUGAGGAUCGAUGUGUACACUACGUGUCUAAGGAGUAGCGGGAAAGGGUGGUUAGAAUAG